Molecule: messenger RNA, 2724 nt
Organism: Fonsecaea multimorphosa CBS 102226
Lineage: Eukaryota; Fungi; Ascomycota; Eurotiomycetes; Chaetothyriales; Herpotrichiellaceae
Exons: 2
Coding region: 1-2724 (907 amino acids)
Cellular component (GO): actomyosin contractile ring; cell cortex of growing cell tip
Molecular function (GO): MAP kinase scaffold activity
Source: RefSeq, a predicted model, not a curated record
AUGCAAGCCACGAUGCCGCCCCUCUCGAGAGGCCCCGAACUCUCACCUGUCUCGACGACGAGCGACUGGUCUGGUGUCAACCAUUACAAUCAACUUCCCCGGAAUGACGGGCCCUUUGCGAAUCUACCGGCGAAGCCUCCCGUGGACGAGUUCUUGCCCUCCAAACCUCAACCGUCGAUGCGUCCUCCUCCCCCGAAUGCUAGCAUGAACUUUUCUCCUCCAUCGUUGGAUGCCAUGGGACAACGUCGUCCGUCCGAAUCCGGCUCACGAGGAUCUUCACGCGCCGGAUCUAUAGCCCAUUCCCGCUCCAGCGAUGGCACCAUCUCGGACGAACAAAGCAGAAAAUAUCGGAGGAUGGAGGCAGAGCUAUUUCAGCACUAUACGAUUUUGAAGGGUUUCCUCAAGGGCGGUGUUCAUGCUCCCCCACGCCCUAAUAAGGCUCGGGACAAGCUCUUACGACUGUCACCCGUCCAGUUCCACGAACUGAGCACUGAUGUCUUUGACGAGUUACAAAGAAGGCAAGCAUCAGCCCCCCUUCCUGGCCGCCCACCGCGUCAACAAAACAUACCUCCCUUCCUCCAACCAAGACCCGAUUUCCACGAAAAGAGGAAUCAGGCCAGACAAAAACUCUCAUCUCUGCAGAUGCCCAGGUUUCGCGACCUGUCCACUGAUGUGUUCUGCGAGUUGGAACGCCGGUUCCCGCAGUUUGCGAGACCCGAUGGGGGGAGAAGAGACAGCUCCCGUUCACAAUCCAGAGGUCCAGCGGCCUCAUCCAGAGAUGGCCCUCCAGUCCCCAAUGGCUUCGGCGCACCACCCAGAACCCAGUCCUUCGGUUCCUCGGGCGCCCCAAACUAUCCUCAGAGGCAAGAAUCUGUAUCCAGUCUCCCUCAGUUCGACAAUCCUCCCCCACCAAGUGACUAUGGUCGGCCACUGGCGAAGCAAUUUCAGAGCAACACCAUCACGCCCAAUAAAAGUAUGAUGGUCGAGGAUGAGGACGAUUCCCAGACUGCGGAUUCGAAAUACGAUCGAUCUAGCGAUGCUUUUGGUCUCGAGAGCUCUCUUACGAGCCCAAGGAGCGAUCGGGAUACAUCUGCGACAUCGCAGAGCGUUGCAAGCAUGAACUACCCUAAGCCGAACUUACCAAAUGUAAUUGAACUGCAAGAAAAGGUCUCUGAAUUGGAAGCAAACCUUGAAUCAAAGGAUGAGGAAUUGCGCCAGAUCAAGAGUCACAAUGAAGAAUGGGCCCUGACAAAACAAGAUCUGGAGAGGAAACUCGAAGAGGCAGAAAACUUGAACAAGUCACUGAAGGAGGAGAUUGAGAAGCUCAGAGCCGAAACCCCACACUACAGUGGUGAAAAUGUCCUGUGGAAGACCAAGUUCCUGAAAUUGGACCAGGACCAUGGGCUCCUGCGAGAACAGUUGGCGCAACAACAGCAGUUGACAGAGGAAGUCAGCAGACAGGGUCAGGCAUACCUUCAAGAGAUGAGGGCUAUGGCGGAAUCUGGUGGAGGCAACCUUGAACGAGAAGAGAAGCUGCAGGUCGAUGUCCAGAAGCUGGAAGAGGAAGUAAAGAGCUGGAAAUCCCGUUACGUGAAAGCCAAAGCACAACUUCGCAGCGUCCGUGCUAGCUCGCUGGGACUCAGUAUCGCCCGACCUGACGCUAGUCAACACGCAAUUGCGCUUCAGGACCGGGAUGGACUGGUCAAGGAUGUCCACGUCACCAAGUUCCAGAUCGCCAUUGAUGAGCUACUUCAAAUUGCCAGAUCUGACAGUCCCGCAGCUGUGCUCGACCACAUGAAAACGGUGGUGUUGGCCGUGCGUGGAAUCACGUCCGACAUUGACGCCGGGUCAUCAACAGAAAAGGACGAUGAAAUGGCCAAGCGACGGGCCAAGCUCAAGACCAAGGUCUCGGCUACAGCGAACAACCUGAUCACAGCUUCCAAGAAUUUUGCUUCAUCCAAUGGACUCUCACCGCUGAGUCUUUUGGACGCGGCAGCUUCACACUUGACGGCAGCCGUUGUUGAUCUCCUUCACACCGUCAAGAUUCGUCCCACACCCGCCGGGGAGUUGGAAGAUGACGAUGAACCGACGUUAGAACCGCUGCAAAGUAAUGGAUAUUUCAACAUUGCCGAGACAUUAAGAAGGCGGAGUGAAGUCGAAAGCAUCUAUAGUGCUCUCAGCACGCCGUCGGCGACGAGGAAUGCGCACAAUCGAGCCGGAUCAGGUCUUCUUCAGCGCAGUGCGUCGACUUACGUGAAUGGCACCGGACUAGGUAUCAAAUCGGAGUAUGGGACGACGCAAGAGGAGGCUGAUCUCGAGGAUCUCAAGAUGUACCUCGAAGAUCAGACUGAUGGAUUAGUCCAAUCCAUCACCUCUCUGGUCGAAACCAUCCGGAAGGACGAUGCCAUGGCCACGAUCCGAAAUCACAUGACCACAAUCUCUGCCACGAUUGAAAACAUUGUCAACUCGGUGGAGAGGACUGGGAACGAGCCAUCCUCAUACCAGGCCACAUUAAGAGAGAAAUCAGGCCCGAUUGUCACCAUUCUACGAGACUGCCGAGAGCAAAUGUUGCAGGCAGGCAACGAAUCUCCUGAAGACAAGGAAUUUCUGCAGCAACUUCCUCCUCUUUCCUUCAAGAUCGCGCGCGAGACCAAGGAACUCGUAUCAAGAGUUAUGGCGGUUGAAGCUGGACCAGGGAAAGGCGGCGAGGAUGACUUUAGCUAA